CGGCGGCGGCUCCUGAGCAGACCGGUCUUCUCUCGCUCGCGCACCUCGCUCCGCUUCCUCUACAACCAUGUCUGACAAACCCGAUAUGGCUGAGAUUGAGAAAUUCGGUAAGUCGAAAUUGAAGAAGACAGGAACACAAGAGAAAAAUCCACUGCCUUCAAAAGAAACGAUUGAACAGGAGAAGCAAGUGGGCGAAUCGUAAUGAGGCGGGCGCCGCCGAUAUGCACUGUACAUUCCACAAGCAUUGCCUUCUUAUUUUACUUCUUUUAGCUGUUUAACUUUGUCAGAUGCAAAGAGGUUGGAUCAAGUUUAAAUGACUGUGCUGCCCCUUUUCACAUCAAAGAAUGGAGAACUACUGACAACGAAGGCACCUGCCUCUCCCAUCUGCCUGGCUGGCUGGCAGGGAAGGAAAAGAACUUGCAUGUUGGUGAAGGAACAAGCUGGGUGGGACGACAGGGAAGUGUAGAG
Messenger RNA from Mustela erminea (ermine), 468 nucleotides. RefSeq names its product thymosin beta-4-like. Bases 68 to 202 code for a protein of 44 amino acids. Gene Ontology annotation, cellular component: cytoplasm. Gene Ontology annotation, biological process: actin filament organization; regulation of cell migration. Gene Ontology annotation, molecular function: actin monomer binding. The record is from RefSeq and is a predicted model, not a curated record. Lineage: Eukaryota; Metazoa; Chordata; Mammalia; Carnivora; Mustelidae. The transcript has a single exon.